This is a messenger RNA of Ochotona princeps (American pika), 1636 nucleotides long. It is a transcript of the gene PYM1, whose product is annotated as PYM homolog 1, exon junction complex associated factor. Lineage: Eukaryota; Metazoa; Chordata; Mammalia; Lagomorpha; Ochotonidae. Gene Ontology annotation, biological process: exon-exon junction complex disassembly. Gene Ontology annotation, molecular function: RNA binding. Bases 552 to 1163 code for a protein of 203 amino acids. The transcript is spliced from 3 exons. The record is from RefSeq and is a predicted model, not a curated record. Gene Ontology annotation, cellular component: cytoplasm; exon-exon junction complex.
CGUCUCGCACGGACCCCCUUCUCGCGGGUCUCGGCCAGGAGGCCGGGGCUGGGCGGCCGUGGUCGCCGGGCACGCGAAUUCGAUCUCCCCGCCUGCUGAGGGUGGUUGGGGUCUUCCACCCGCCACCGUCCGCCCGCCCCACGUCGCCGAGCCGCUCGGGCCCGGCUGCGGACCACCGCGCCCUGGCCUCCCUCUCGGCCCGACCCCCGUCUCUGGGCGCAGGUGGGCUUCGGGCCCUUUGGCCUCGCAGGGCCCGGACGCGGAGAAACGCCUGGCAUGACGUCUCGGGAUUUCUUUGAGCAUUCAAAGGACUGUCAGCCGCAGCGGACGCUCAGUCAUGGUAGCGGUGGCGGUCGAAAAGGCCGCGGCUUUAUUUUUAACUGCUUCAGCUUCUCCUCCCCUCUCUCCCUUUCCUCCACUUCCACCCACGAAAUGGUGCGCUCUGCCUUUAAGACUAAAAUGGUGGCUUGCUACGAGCGGGACUCUACUUCCGGUGAGGAGGGGGGCGGGACCCCAGCCCGCUCACGCCGGAAGUGGUUUGCGUUUUCAAGAUGGCGACUCCCUAUGUAACUGACGAGACCGGCGGCAAGUACAUCGCUUCGACACAGCGGCCCGACGGCACCUGGCGCAAGCAGCGGAGGGUGAAGGAAGGCUACGUGCCCCAGGAGGAGGUCCCAGUGUAUGAAAACAAGUAUGUGAAGUUCUUCAAGAGUAAACCCGAACUGCCCCCAGGGCUAAGCCCCGAGGCCACAGCCCCCGUCACCGCGUCCAGACCUGAAGGUGGUGAGCCAGGCCUCUCAAAGACGGCCAAACGCAACCUGAAGCGGAAGGAGAAGCGGCGGCAGCAGCAGGAGAAAGGAGAGGCGGAGGCCUUGAGCCGGACUCUGGAUAAGCUGUCGCUGGGAGACGCUGCCCCACCACCCAGCGCACCGCAAGGCCCCCAGGCGGCACCGACGGCCGCCUCUGAGCAGCCCGAGCCAGCGGCCAGCACCGAGAGAGCCAAGAAGAUAAAGAACCUCAAGAAGAAACUUCGGCAGGUGGAGGAGCUGCAGCAGCGAAUUGAGGCCGGGGAAGUCAGCCAGCCCAGCAAAGAGCAGCUGGAGAAGCUGGCGCGGAGGAGGGCGCUGGAAGAGGAGCUGGAGGACCUGGAGCUUGGCCUCUGAGGCCGCGGGGAGGAGGCAACGGACCACAGAACAAACCGCAGGGCUCUCGGGGACCAGGGAAGGGGGUGGCAGCGGUGGGGGGUGUCCCCCCAUACUGGCUCACGUGUGCCCCUUGUGGCCCAGCUCUGUCCUCCAGGACCUAGCCUCUCCCCCGCUCCUUCCCUGUUCUCCCCAAGUCUCUGGUUUUUUUGACUUUGCCCUGUCCCAUUCCCAGCGUCCAGAUCCCAGUGACCACCCCCAGGUACCUUUGCUGCUGAUUUGGGUGUCUCGUUGAAAAGAAAACUGGGUGGGUGGGAGUCCGUCGGAGAACUGAGGCGGGGGUAGAGGGGGUAAGCCCAGAGCUCCAAGUCCUGGUGCCUGUUGAAGGUGUUCAGGGCUCGCUGCCCCCUCUAUGCCUCACCUCUUUGUUUUUUGUUUUGUUUCGUUUUAUUACUUUUUUUUUAAAGAACAAGAAUAAACUCAAGUAGACAACA